This is a messenger RNA of Moneuplotes crassus, 1209 nucleotides long. The record is from the annotation of a GenBank genome assembly. Lineage: Eukaryota; Ciliophora; Spirotrichea; Euplotida; Euplotidae.
AUGAAGUCCAAGUAAAUAUAGACCUAACAUAUUCGUCAAUUAUUUUUGUGAUUGAUCUUUAUUUAGACACGUGAAUACAGAUGAAAGUGGAGUUCCAGUCCUGAGGAGUUCUAUCAAGCAAGGAUUUAAUAACCUCAAGCUUGAUGGAGUAGAGUUCAGCAAAUUUAAGAAUUCUAAAAGGAGAAGGAUCAACUCCAAAUUAUUUAAGCAGAAAUAAUAUAUUCUCAAUUCCGAGAAAAUCUAUGAAGCUAUCUAGAGACCUGCUAACUCUUUUUCCUCAUAAACCAAGCCAAAAGUCUGAAAAGGUGAAUAAGUUCUGAGGCUCUAAUUCUCCAGUCAGGAUUCUGAAAAAUUACCAACGGCCAAGUAAAAUGCACUCUGAUGAAAAUAAACUGACCGAGAAACUAGGUUUUGACUUACAGGAUGAUUUUCAGCAUACCCUGACAAUUUUUAACACAUUGCAGCAUAUUCCAAAUAGGUUUUUGAACCAGGAUAUAUUUGCCAGGAUUAAAUCUCAGGAGAGAGAGAAGGAGGCUCAUGAUGUGUUUAGAGUUCAAGAAAAGGGACUUGCAAUUGACGAACAGAUGAUGACAAUAACUGAAGGAUUUCAAAAUUCCAAGAAAUAUCGAUACAUGAAUCAGAUUAAUGAAAUAUUUAAAACUCCAAGAUAUAACCUCAAAAGCAGAAGUGAUUAUUCAGAAUUUCAUAACAGAAUCAAAAUGAAUUGAUGGAGUCAACAGUCAAAGACUCAGGAGAGGGGUAAUAACCUAAAACCUUCAUCAAGGUACUCUCGGAACUCAGUGUAUUCAAUCAGACUGAGAAGCCAGAAAUCAUCCCUCGAUUUUCCUUCAAAAAAAGAUAAAGGGAGGAAUCAUUUCAAGUACUUUUUCAAAAGCUUAUCCUCUAAAAGAGUGAAUCUAUUUACAAGGACUGCCAAUAAGGCUCAUAAUAUGUUAAAGAAGAAAGUUUUGAAAAAAUAUUGAAAAAACAAGUAUCAUAGCAGUAAGAAAGCCAGGAAGCCAAUACCAUGAGAAAACACCCCAAAGAUGAUAGCCAACAACUCUGAGGUAGAAAUAAACUGACUGGAGCCUCGCUAUCAUGUUAAUACUAAUCGGAGUGGGCUGAAAGCUAAAGCAUAAUUUAAAAUACCCCAUUCAGCAUUCUUAUAAAAAAUGAAUGGAGUAAAUGAAACAUUCAGAAUUUAUCUUU